AUGACGUCUGACACUGAUUCUGAUCUUGACCUUGGUCAUACCGAACAUGAGAAAAAUGACGGAGUCCACAAAAAGUUCACACCAGGAAGAGGAAAGAAUGCGCUUCAAAAGAUCCUCAAGCUUGAGACUCAUAGUGAAUGGCUUGAGUGGCUAAGGAGUUCAUUAGUUGCCCCCUGGUGGAAAGAGCUGUACAGCGACUGUCUAUCCAAGCCAAAGUCAGGAAAACCCGUCAGAAUCUGUCGAAAAGUGGCUUUAGAGAAGCUGGCUCGGGGGGAGGCAAACGGACAAACGAGAUAUAGCGCGCGAUUUCCUGAGAAAGACGAAUGGGACCUUGCUGAUCAUCUAGCACGCUUUGUGUGUAUGGUUAAGACCGAGAAUCACAGGUCUAACCAGGGCGUUUUCUUCAGGAAAAACCUUCCCGAGUCAUUCAUGGAAGCCAUCGUCUGGGCUCUUCUGAGCUACUUGAGAAGCACUAAUGGAAACUCUGUAAUAGGCAAGCGCCCGCGUUAUCAGAAGUCCGAAGAAGACCCAUUAUUUUGCGUGGAUCUAGACGCAGACGAGCAGGAAUCGGAUCACCUAAGCACCGAAGAGCCUGAGCUGAUAGAUCUAACGAUAGAUAAGUGGCGCGAGGAGAUGCUUCAUCCAAGAGAGCGGAUUAUCUUGACCAGAUCGUCCCCAUGUUACAAUCCGCAGGAAAAGUACUGGCAGUUCCAACAUAUAUCCGAAGCCCUAAAGAGAGUUGAGACGUCGUCUGUGGAUGAACAGAUUGAAAAUCUAGGACAGCUAUCAAUCAACCUAAACACCGCUUGGGAACCUACUCUGGACCAUUCUGUUGAUGGCUUAUAUCCGUCAGUGAACAGCCAGACUGAUCAUUUUGACCCAAUGAAAAUUGAAAAGACGGCAGACCUAGAAGCAAGUAUGGCUGCAGAGAUUGACACGAGUGACUUUGAGUCCUCCAUGUUGAUCAUUCCAACGGAAGAAUCAUUGGAGCAAUUUGAACAGCAUCGAAAGAUGCUAGACAAUCCUGAAUAUCAGAUAGACAAUCACGAAGAGGCCUGUCAGAUUCUCAAAAUCGCAAAUCCCAGGGCACCACGAAUGAGAUCUAUGAACCGAUCAGCUGUUCUAAAGUUCUGGCAACCGGUUGCCAUAGCCCGUUUGCUUGAUAUUCGUGCAAAUACUAAGGUUCGAGGUGCUAUCCUGGGCGAUUCUGUGGGGCUAGGAAAGACGUGGGAGGCCAUUGCGUUAAUGCUCAAGAUAUGGGAAGAUUAUAACCAAUCUCUUAAAAAGGCAAUGAGUGAAAGAAAAGAACUCCCGCAAGGUAAACCAUUCCUGGUCGUCUUGCCUCCGUCACUCGUCAUGCAAUGGUGUGCAGAGAUCACUCGGGUUACAGGCAAGCUGCGAGUUGUGUUGUAUUAUGGCAACAGGGCAUCUAAAGAGGGCAUACAGCCACUGAAGACUAUACUGCAUAAGGAACAUGAGCUGUUUGAUGGUUCACCAAUCAAUGGUCGGACAGUGGUUAUUACUUCUUAUAAAACACUGAGCAACCGCCAUGGGCCCGCCGCUGUGAAGGCAUGGUGUAGAAAAACAGGUCUGGAUUAUACGAAGGAUAUACCAGGUUCCCUACCGAAGUUUCCGCAUCUCCUUGAAGGGUGCUUUUCAGAUGUGAUUAUUGAUGAGGGGCAUACACUUCGAAAUCCGGAUACCUCACAGUCCAUUGUGGUCUACUGGUUGAAGGCCAGCUUCUAUCUACUAUUGACUGCCACUCCUAUUUACAACUCUCGUGAAGACAUGCGUGGAUAUAUUCCACUACUGUUUCAUCCGCCUUCUCAAGCGGAUAAGGAUGUAUUAAAGAAGUUAGGGAGGGAUAUCUUCAAAUCCCCCCCUGGAAACCCUGCGAGGUACAUUUGCUGCACGAGGGAGGCAGUGGAAGAGUACAUCCUGGACAAAAAAGUGCCGCCAAUGGCGGCAGGCGAGCGCUUACGUGUUGUCUUUGGGCAAACAAUGGUUAGAAGAGCCUUAACGUCUCGUUUGCAGUCAUUCGGUUCAAGGAUGAUAGGCAGUGACAUACCACCAACGCAUCGCAGAGUCUGCACUGUGGUAUUCAGCCGAGAGGAACAAGAUAUGUAUGCUAGAGUUUCUGUUCCUCAUUUCGAUGGACUUUUCAUGAAGCAUCCAAAAGAUCCGACCAAAGUGGUUUGGAACAUGUCUAAACUCCGCAACCUUUGUCUUUUAACCUCAUGGCUAGGUUUCGAUUAUCUCAAGCAUACGCUCUACGCAACCAAGAUACCCAAUGCCUGCAGGAAGUUGGAAGAAGGGACUUUAGGGACAGUCUUCGCACGAACCAUAGUGAGGAAAUUGAAUCCUCAAUACCAAAAGUCUAUCUACCAGAGUAUCGAAUCGAUAGUCGAAACGCGGAGAACCUGGGUUCUCGAGUAUCUCCUAAAGGGUUCGCCCAAAAUGAGGGCUAUGCUUCCCGUCUUGCGUGAUCAGGUAAUUGUUCAUGGCGAAAAAGCAAUGGUUUGGACCCAGUUUCCUGCUGAGCAGAUCUAUGUUGCAGCCAUUCUCAAAGAAGCCAAUAUUGAUGCGGAGGUUUUCCAUGCUGCACUGACUCGUGAUGAGAGGAUGAAUCUCAUCGAGCGGUUUACACAGAAACACGAUGAAUGCAUGGUAUUGAUAUGUACGUAUAAUGUCAAUGCUGCUGGCAUUAAUCUACAAAAUCUCUGCCGCAACGUUCAUCUUCUCUCAGUGGGCUUGUCCAAGUCAAUCAUUAACCAGGCUAUUGGACGAGUAAGUCGACUCGGCCAGGAGCGUAUGACGUUCGUCUAUGAAUAUCGACUUGAGUCCUCCUUUGACCAAGACCUUGUUUCGCGCAGUGAAUGGAAAGCCCUUCCCAGUUUAGUCGCAGACCUUGGUGAGGGUUUCAUCUUCCCUUCAAUUUCGAAAGGUGGAAAAGGUCUACUCAACAGUUGGGUAGUACGAGAUGGAGAGUUGUAUCAACUUGCAUCUGGCGAGCCUGUGAGAAAGGGAGACAUUACGGAUAGUACGUUUGUUCUCCAAAGUUUAAUGAGGUCCAUGGAAGACACCAUUUAUCUGAACACUUCGGAUCCAGCCCAGCAGGCCGGCAAGUGCCGUCCAACCAAGCAGCCAGCCAUGUCUGUCUUGCAAGGGACAGUGAACGCACCUGUGACUACAUCCGCUGCGCAAUCUCUAAAUACAACGAUCCCGGCUGCCGCUACCUCUGCACUAUCCUCGUCCGCGCGCGAACUGCUCGCCGCCCCGUUCCGCCGUUUCUCCGCCCUCUCGUCUCAUGUCAACCGGCUAGUGGGGUUAUCGAGUAUGACAACAUAUUUGGGGGCCUCAGAAGUUGCAGGACCAGCAAGGGAUGCAGCGAUAGAAGCGACACAGACAGCAGCGGAUGCUGCCAGAGAAGGCAUCGUUGAAGCCGCCGCGCAGGCCGACUCGGGUUACCAUCUCACCGACAUCUUCCAGGCUGUUAUCAAGUUCAGUGGUUUCUUUUCCUACUUGACUAGUCGAUGGUCUUUGGCUUGCUUCACCGUGGCCCUUGUUCUAAACAGGAUCACCAUAUAUGCGUCUACCCGACGACACCUUCAUCUUGAUUGGAGCCGGCGACUAGCUUUACGAAUUAUACCGAUCCUUCUCUUUAUAUCUCAAAUCCAUUCACUACUCCGCGCGAUCCGUUGCCAGACGUCGACCGAUUACUCGCUCAUUCGGUACGGCACUCCCGGGAAACGUUUGUUAUUUGAUCAUGCUGGUGGUGGAGGGUUUCUGUAUUCGCUCAGCUCCACGCUUUUGUCAUGGGAGACGGAUGAGCAGUCUUGCAGUGCAAUGAACAUGGCCCGGCCCGCUAGUUCCUCGGAUAUCUCCUAUGGAUCGUUUGUGCUUCUCUGGCCGGUGUUCCUCCGGCUGUGCCUCAGUCACUUUGUAGAAACACUUUCGUGCGCGCUACAGGGAAGACCAGUGGUUACGGAGGCUGGUAUGUCUAUUUUCGAGCACUCUCUUGCAUUUGCCGAGGCGGAGUCUACAAUCAGCCAAACUCUUGGGCUAGGACUGUUUGGUCUACCCAAACAAAGUGCUAGCAAAGAUGACUUGGGAGAAAGUGCCCAAUCCACCCUUCAUCUACUGAGUAGGGCUCAAGUUCUCGAGCGGAUGAAUGUGACCCCAGAGUUACUUCUGAUCGCUUUGAUAUCAUGUUGCAAUAGCCUCACCUCGAACGUCCUAGAUGUGCUUGGUAAACAGAGCCGGUACCGAUUAUUCAAUACGGCAUUCUGGGGCCUUUGCUUCAUGUCUACCAUGGCAUGGGGCUUGCUGAAAGGCUCGUCUGUGGGAAGCGAGAACGUGGUCCUGAAAUUUCCCACAGUUUGCAUCGUGGGAUUCGUACCACAUCUGCUAAUCCUAUCGGGCAUUAUCACAUGUGCUGUGAUCUAUAUGCUUGCUCUCCUCGUCACAGCUUUUUCCCUUCCUGCCGAUACUCCUCAGCCAUUAUCGCUUCGAGAGAGAUUCACGUUGGCCCAUGAGAAUAUGCAAGGUGCUACCCAGUUUCACAAUAUUCGAUUUAAUAGACACGAAGACUUUUAUACCACUCUGUUGAGAAUUGGAUACACCGCCCUGACUGCAGCCAGUGAGGCGGUGUUUCUGAACGAAGGUAAAGGAGUUGUUGCUCGGAGUAUGACAUGGCUAGAAGAAGAUAGGUUGGCGGAGAUCGAAUCAUCACGAGAAAAGCGAUCUUUACGGGACCCUGUCAGCCAUACGAGCGAUGUUCCUUUUGGCGGUGGUGAAUCUGUGGACUUUGAUCUACCAGAAGCGCCUUCCGAUUGGGAAAGCGGAUAUGGCCGGGAGAAGAAGAUCGAGAAGCCCAAGAACGGAUCCAGAUCCCUUCGAACUCAGACAGAUCCAGGUGGUGUUGGGGCUUUCCGAGGCAUGGUCCGGUGCUACCACGGCUUUGCUUUCUUUCGUGGAAUUUCCUAUCUCCUCCUUAGAUGGACUGCUUUUGGCUUGGACAAGCUGUUGAGCAAGGUGGGAAUUAGUGCCCGGCCACAAUGGCUGAAAACAAUAGUAAGACCACGUAAGAGUCGACCUCAGGGGCAGAAGGCCAAAGAAGCGGCGUCCCUCGAUUUCUGGAUCUUGACAGAUACUGGCGAGUUGGUGCUACCCGCGGACUACGAAUUCGACGUAGAAACAGAAAUGAGGAAGCGGGAACUAUCAGGCGCAACGCUUUGGGAACAGUCGGAUGAGCAGCGACUUGAUGACAAGCUUUAUGGCUGGUGGAAGGCUGGGGGCUCAUGGGGUGACCGGGACUUGAGCUCAGACUACUCACCUCCCGAAAACGACAAUGACGACACGACCAGUGUCGUCUCCAUGUCCACGACCGCAGACUCUGAGUGGGAGGAUGAAUCGGACGGUCGUCGUACACCCACCCGCGAUAAUCCUUUCCCUUCGGGCUUCUCCCGCGAAAGCACUACCGUACAAGAAUCAAUGAUGGAUAUUGGCUCUUUCGCGCGCUUGCUCGAUCCGCGUGAUCAGGAAAGCAGACAGGAGGCACGCAUCCUAGCUGCCCAUCUCGCUGCCGGUCAAGAAGGUCGGAUACUGACUCGACGUCGCUUUCAACAACAGAUGGAGCAUGAAAGGGCACAGGUAUUAUUGUCAUCUCGAAUGUCGCGGGAAAUAAGACCCGAGAAACGAAAGCCUACCAUGGAAGAGGAGAGCGAGAUACUUGAGAAACUUAUCCUCUCCCGACGCUCAAGCGCAUCCGUCCGUGCUGACGAGCAGUCAUGGGAAUCUGGUGCUUCGGGAUUGGGGCCAAGCGGGCCACCAUGUGUUAUCUGUCAGACAAACCCACGUUCAGUCAUUACAUGGCCAUGCCGAUGUCUCUGCGUUUGCGAAGAGUGUAGGGUGAGCCUCGCAAUGAACAAUUUUGGGAGCUGUGUGACUUGCCGCCAGGACGUUGGAGGAUUCGUGCGGCUAUGGGUACCAUAG
Molecule: messenger RNA, 5994 nt
Organism: Aspergillus nomiae NRRL 13137
Lineage: Eukaryota; Fungi; Ascomycota; Eurotiomycetes; Eurotiales; Aspergillaceae
Product: putative ubiquitin-protein ligase (Asi3)
Exons: 5
Coding region: 1-5994 (1997 amino acids)
Biological process (GO): protein ubiquitination; ubiquitin-dependent protein catabolic process
Molecular function (GO): ubiquitin protein ligase activity; ATP binding; ATP-dependent chromatin remodeler activity
Source: RefSeq, a predicted model, not a curated record